AACUAUGAGAAAGUGAUAUCACUUAUACCAGUCAUAGAGUCGCCGACUGUCCGGGAAUUACCGGAAUCUCCAGAUCUACCGAACGUAUUGUUCGUUGGCAUCGAUUCGGUGUCGAGACUGCAGUUCGACCGACACUUUCCCAUCACUGCCCGCAAUAUCAUCAGUGGACAGGGAUUUCACACAAUAUAUGGCUAUAACAAAGUGGCCGACAAUACCUUCCCAAACCUCACACCACUUCUCACCGGACAUUAUGUUGAGGACCUAUGGGAUGAGACAAUGAACACACAGUUUGACUACUUUCCCUUCAUAUGGAAAGAAUAUCAUCGGAAAGGCAAUAAAACAUUGUAUAUGGAGGAUGCACCCAUUAUGCAUACAUAUAAUUAUGAGAAAAAGGGGUUCGCCGACCCCCCUACUGACUACUACCUCAGACCCUAUUACCUGGCCAUGGACUCUAAGACUAAGGAUUAUUGCUACUUAGGUCGAGUGGAACUGGAGGUAUAUUACGAGUAUUUGUUGGACUUUAUCCGUGCAAUGAAUGCCAGAAAACAGAAGUACUUUGCGUUUCAUUUCAUGGCUCGACUCACACACGACAUCCUUAAUAAUGUUGAGGUUCGGAGAAUACGACAGACACUGUCGGGAAGGUAUGAGGAAAGGCUGCCUUUUAUGCACAUAUAUGUCCCCCAGAGAUACCGUUACCGCAAUCUGACGGUCAAUGAGGACCGACUCACCACUCCUUUCGACAUACACUCAACGCUUAAGCAUAUACUCGAAGGUAAACCGAAUACUACUUUAAAAUAUGGGUUAUCCCUAUUGGAGGAGAUCCCAUACAACAGGAGCUGUGAUAGUAUACCCGUAUUAGAGCACUGGUGUGUCUGUCAUAUAAGUCGACGCAUACAUGACUUACACAGCGUUAGACCUAUGGCUGAGUUUGUGGUCACAAAACUCAAUGACUUACUGCACGAC
Molecule: messenger RNA, 963 nt
Organism: Oppiella nova
Lineage: Eukaryota; Metazoa; Arthropoda; Arachnida; Sarcoptiformes; Oppiidae
Source: the annotation of a GenBank genome assembly